Oncorhynchus nerka (sockeye salmon) is the source of this 4365-nucleotide messenger RNA. RefSeq names its product gamma-butyrobetaine dioxygenase-like. The coding region runs from base 1174 to 2544 and encodes 456 amino acids. Gene Ontology annotation, biological process: carnitine biosynthetic process. The record is from RefSeq and is a predicted model, not a curated record. Gene Ontology annotation, cellular component: mitochondrion. The transcript is spliced from 7 exons. Gene Ontology annotation, molecular function: gamma-butyrobetaine dioxygenase activity; iron ion binding. Lineage: Eukaryota; Metazoa; Chordata; Actinopteri; Salmoniformes; Salmonidae.
AUUUUUCAUACUUUUUUUUUUAGAUACUACAUAUUGUAAUGUUGCCGGUAAAUAUAGCAUGUGUUGUCACUGGAAUGUCUGGCUGCGUAGUGAAAGCAAGGUAACGUUAAAUAAGUUAUACAGUAACGUUAGCUCGCUGUCUCCACGUAAAUGUAUGGGAUAUAUGCUAGCUAGCUCGCUAAAAACACUGGAUUUUCGUAAAUCAUUCAAUUAAUAUCAGCAAGCGAGCGUCCAAUGUCAAAUAUUUUGUCAUUGGAGGCUAAAUUAAAUGGUAAUAGUAGCUGGCUAAGGUAACGUUAGCUAGUAGUAGAACGAGAGCUAGCCUGGGCAUAUAGCUACAGUAAACCUAGCCUAGUAGUUCAGACUCUCAUAAGUACAAAUUGUUUAAAAUAUAUAUAUAUAGUUUGUAAGGUUUCUCAAAGUACGGAAUAACAAAAAAUAAGGCGAUAUAUUAUAUAUAUUAGCCUUUUUUCUAAGUCUGUGGUGCGAGCUGCUUCCGGGACGCUUGCCCAUGUAUCGACCUUUCACCUAGUUUCCAAAACGGAAACAUUCAAAGUAUCACAGAACAGUAUUAUAACAACUACAACAACAAUUGUAUCGCGCAAUGUUGUGGUUUCCACUAGAUAGCACAGCCACAACGUCAAAAAUGGUCUAUAUCAUAAAAAGCACGUUUUUUGUGUUAGCAUUGUGUUUUUAAGGUUAGGGUAAUGUUUAAAAUCACAUUUAAGAAGAUACAUUGUAGAAAUGGUCCGGGUUUUUGACUUUGGCUGUGGUGUCUAGGGACAAGCCAAUGUUGCCGCGCUUGUAAAUAGCAAAUGAAAGCAAUUUUGGAUACAAAAAAUUGUAAGGUCCUGUUCUCCUCAUCAGUGUGGUAGCAAGGUGCAUUUAGUAUUAUUACACCUUUUGCCUCAAACUAGCCUAUUUUAAAUUGAACUUUUUUUUAAACAUCUCAAUUCCAUUUAUGGUGAAAUAUGCCUAGAUAAUACAAUACAUUUAAAACAAUAAUUCAAAAAUAACUUCAAAGUAAAAAAACAACAAGUAAUACUACAUGCCUACAUGUGUCUUGACCUGUACUCUUAUUAACCGUUGGAAUAUUUAUGAUGACUUGGAUCCCAGUGUGUACUGUCCUUUCCAAUAACCCUUCUGCUCUCAUCCGGAGGUCCCGGUUCGAGGAUGUGGACGACCACUAUAGCACGAUGUACCCUGCCGACCAUGCUCAAGCGAAGCUCCGUCUUGGCCUGCCAUACCUUGAGGGCUGGGGGUAGGCCUGGUUGGGCAGCUGCCAUCUCCUCAUCUCCUUCUCUUCACCUGACCUGGAGGCAGCUCCGUGGGCACGGGACCCAGGCACCCUCCCCGCUCCCUUCCAACGCCCUGGGGGACAGCCCUGGGGUGAGGCAGGUCCGGGCCCUGGAGCAGGAAAGGCUGCUGGAGGUUGAGUGGGAGGGCAGCGGACAGAGCCUGUACCCAUACACAUGGCUUAGGGACAACUGUCAAUGCCCACUGUGUACCCUGCAGUCAGCCCAGGCUCGCAGCUUGCUGCUCUCCCAGCUGGACAUCCACACUGGGGUCGACCGGGUGCAGGUCACUGACAACAACAAGGUGUCCAUAGUGUGGCCGGACCAGCACACCAGCGAGUUUGACCCAGAAUGGCUGAGGAAACGGUGCUUCUCUCCUGCUGCCAGACAAGCUCUACAAGAGGAGCUCUUCCUAAACGAGCGUACGUACUGGGACUCAGAGCUGCGGAUCCCCACGGCCAACUUCGAGGAGGUCCUCCACGACGACAAGGCCGCCCUGGCCUGGCUGCUGGCUCUACGCCGCGUGGGCAUUGUCUACCUGAAGGGGGCGCCGGUGGAGCAGGGUCAGGUGGCCCGACUCAGCCAGAGGAUCGGAUACCUCCGAUUGACGUUCUAUGGGCACACAUGGCAGGUGCAGGACAAAUCCCAGGCUAACAACGUGGCCUACACCUCUGGCAAACUCAGUCUCCACACUGACUAUCCAGCACUGCACUACCCACCUGGAGUGCAGUUCCUGCAUUGCCUGAGCCAGGCUGGCGAGGGCGGGGAGAGUGAAGCGGUGGACGGCUUCCACAUGGCAGAUCAACUGAGGAAAGAAGACCCCGAGGCCUUCAGGACCCUCACCUCCCUGCGGGUGGACUUCACCGACACAGGGUCCGACUACUGCGACUUCAUGGUGCAGUCCAAGAACCACAUCAUAGAUGUUGACAGUGAUGGGCGGGUGGUCCGGAUCAACUACAAUAAUGCCACCAGGGACUCUGUGCUGGACCUCCCCCUGCACCAGGUCCAGGCCUUCUACAGCUCCCUCAAGGCCUACGUCCAGCUGAUGAUGCGACCAGAAAACAUGCUCACCUACAAGAUGGAGCCUGGCGACCUGGUCACCUUUGACAACUGGCGCCUGCUCCAUGGGCGGAAGAGCUUUCAGAGCCACCCAGACCGGAUGAGACACCUGGAGGGAGCCUACCUGGACUGGGACGAAGUCAUGUCUCGCCUGCGGAUACUCUUCAAGUCUGUCCACGGAGAGAGCUAGACCCGCCAAUCCCCCAGAGCGAAGCCUCCUCCAAAUAUAUAGAACCUCGUCAAUCUACAACAGGGCUCUCCAACCCUGUUCCCGGAGAGCUACUGUCCUGUAGGUUUUCACUCCAACCAUAAUCUAGUGCACCUGAUUCUAAUAAUUAGCUCGUUGAUAAACUGAAUGAAUCAGUUUAGUUGCAACUGGGAGUGAAACCCUCCUGUAGGUUAUCUCUCCAGGAACAGGGUUGGAGAGCCCUGAUCUACAGAAUUUAUGAGCAUCCAAAAGAGGCAGAGGCUAAUUGUCUAGCGGGCUACCGCUACUCGUGUGUGGGUCAAGAUGGCUGCCAGUCUUUUGAACAGAGUGACAUGUGGGCAAAGUGCAAAAAGAUGGGGGAAAAGGGUUGAGCACUUCCCUAAAUGAUAAACACUCCCCUUUAUAAGUAGCAUACCUACGAAGAAUCUGUCUUUAACUGUAUGAAGCUGGUAGACUAUAGUGCCUUUGUUCCUAGGGUUGUGUAAGCGAACAUAUUGAGCUAUUUUUCUAAUCCUGUGUUCUGCUGGUCAAAAUGUUGUAGCACUUUACUACAUCAACUUCUCAAUGUCUUAAGGGUGUCAUAACAACAGGUGAUGAAGUUUUUGACAUUUUCUACCUCUUGUAUCCAGUAGUAUAGUUCAGUUUCAGCCAUCUAACCUUAAGAAAAAAAUAGUGUAUAGCACUAGUAUCAGCCCCAGAAAUCAAUCCUUUUUUAGUAACUCUCUCAACAAUAACUCUCCAUAUGUCAAAUGUAUGCACAUGCAAGUUUGGAUUAAAGCAUCUGCUAAGGGAUUAAUCUAAAUGUACAGAAUGGUUACCUGGAGGAAAUUGGGGUAGGGUCUUGCUUUUUCAAUUUCAGUCAAGGGGAGGGUUUAGUAUUUUUUUUUGUUAUCUAGUCCAGGGGGAGGGUCAUGUAACGUGUAAUUUCAAUAUUGAUCAAUGUUUUAGAAUUAGUUAGUUAUUAGGCUACAUUUUGAUGUGUGCCAGAUGCCGCCCCUUUUCUCUGAUUCUCCCGCUGGGUGCUCAAUAUCAAGUGUGCAUAUAGACUCUUUAGUGUAGUCUCAAUCAAAUGAUCCAUAGCCUACGAAGUGCAUGCUCAGAGAAGCACAGAGCAAAGUUAUGUUUCUAAGAUAGCUGAUGAUGUUGUAAAUACAACUUGGCUGCGUUACACACCGCAAUGGAUAUUCCAACCUGGAGCCCCUGCCUGCUCUUGCUGAUCAGAAACGUUUUUGUGUGCUGCCUAACCAAUGGCUGUGCUGUGUAGGGCUACAGUUCUCAGGAGGCUUCUACAAAUGUAAAAAAAAACAAUCUUGCGCAUAGACUAGCCUAUGUUCUGUUCAGUUUGAGAAGGAGAGCGCAACAAUAUGUUUCUCGAGUAAUUUACAUCGUGUUGCUGAAACUUGAAGCAGCAGCCGCGGUACAAUCAAUCAGAAAUAGACAGCUCAUGGUGCUGAAAAUAGGCAUUCAUUUCAGCAGUUUUCAUUUGAAUGUGACUUUGUUAAGAGGGCUUUGUGUUGGAAACUAUUUAUUCCUAUUUAAGAAAGAGGUAGGUCUACCUGUUUGAUAGAUGAAAUUAGGCAAUAGAAUGCUAUAUCCAUAUAUUUGUCGCUUGUUCCUCCACCUGCUCUUUAAAUAUCCAACCUCCAUGUCGAUGACAGGCUGUUAAGUUAUAACCAAGACUCGAAUUGACGGGGUAUGAAAGGGGAUGCCAUCCCACCUACCUUUUAUUAAAGAAAAUGGCAAAAAUCACAGACUUUUGUUCGCUUAAGAUUUGGAAUCAAAUUAAAGUGAUGUUUAACAGUG